Lytechinus pictus (painted urchin) is the source of this 5120-nucleotide messenger RNA. Its product is annotated as myotubularin-related protein 9-like. The transcript has 16 exons. The record is from RefSeq and is a predicted model, not a curated record. Gene Ontology annotation, molecular function: phosphatidylinositol-3-phosphate phosphatase activity. Lineage: Eukaryota; Metazoa; Echinodermata; Echinoidea; Temnopleuroida; Toxopneustidae. Gene Ontology annotation, cellular component: cytoplasm; membrane. The coding region runs from base 76 to 1782 and encodes 568 amino acids. Gene Ontology annotation, biological process: negative regulation of autophagy; phosphatidylinositol dephosphorylation.
UUCCAGAUGUUGUUUUUGGAUUGUGUUAAAUUCGAAGAAGAUCUUAUAAACGUUCUUAAAUAAUAAACUGUAGCAAUGGAGCCUACAUUUAAGUUCCACACAAUGGAGUUUGUUGACUUCAUACGCAUCCCAAAGGUGGAUGACGUUGUUCUCCAUCGCCAUGGUUACCGGCCAGUAUGCGGUACACUCUGUCUCACUGGACACCACAUGAUUCUUUCAUCUCGGCAAACAAAUUCAGAAGAAUUAUGGCUCCUUCAUAACAACGUGGACAGCUUGGAGAAGAAGUUUGUGGGUUGCACUGGUCAGCUGACGGUCAAAUGCAAGGACUUUGGCAUUAUCCGACUGGACAUUGUUGGGAUGGAUGAAUGCCUAAAGGUAGCAGAGACUAUUGAAUCUCUUUCUAGUCUUGAGCCAGUGACGUUAACUUAUCCGUUCUUCUACCGAAGUACGUUUGAUGAACUGGAGGAUGGCUGGCAUGCCUUCUUACCAGAGAACGAGUUUGCGAGGCUUGCGAGUGAUGACUGGAGAAUCAGUUAUGUGAAUAAGAACUUCCAGAUCUGUCCAAGCUAUCCUCCCGCUGUGAUAGUGCCCAAGUCAAUAGACGAUGAUGCGUUGGUGCAAUCAGCCGCAUUCCGUUCUGGAGGAAGGUUCCCUGUUCUCAGCUACAUGCAUACUGCCCAGAAAAUAGAACCCAAAGCAAGUAGAGGAGUUAAGACGGUUAUCCUACGAAGUAGUCAGCCACUGACCGGGACCAACACAAAACGAUGCAAGGAUGAUGAGAGAUUGUUAAACGCUGCCCUCAGUGUUGGAAAGAGGGGAUACAUCAUCGAUACAAGGUCAUUGAAUGGCGCUAUGGCCGCGAGGACCAAAGGUGGUGGUUUUGAGACAGAAGUGAAUUAUCCCCAAUGGAGGCGUGUCAAUAAGCCUCUUGAUAAACCCAGUAUCCUACAAGAAUCUCUCUGUAAACUACUUGAAGCAUGCAUGGACAAUGGAUGCUCUGCCGACAAAUGGAUCAGUCGUCUUACAAACUGCGGCUGGUUACACCAUGUUAAGGAGACGCUCACCACAGCCUGCUUAGUUGCACAGUGUGUUGAUAGAGAGAAUUCUGCUGUUCUUGUUCAUGGGUCAGAAGGUCUGGAUGCGAGUCUACAGGUGACCUCGUUGGCUCAGGUUAUUCUCGAUUUAGACUGCAGAACAGUGAGGGGCUUUGAAGCUCUCAUCGAGAGAGAAUGGAUCCAAGCUGGCCAUCCGUUCCUCAGCAGAUGUUCCAAAUCAGUCUUCUCUCAGAGCAAGAACAAAUACGCUGGUCCGGUGUUUCUUCUCUUCUUAGACUGUGUCUGGCAGAUUUUCCAACAAUUCCCAUGCUCCUUUGAGUUCAACGAGAAAUUCCUCAUCAUGCUGUUUGAGAAUGCAUACGCAAGCCAGUUCGGUACAUUUUUGUGCAAUAAUGAGAAUGAAAGAAGAAUGGCUCGAGUAUCUGAGAAAACAGUUUCUCUUUGGACAUACAUCAACCGUCCUCAGAUUCUCCAGACAUUCUUCAAUCCCCUCUACCAACCCAAUCAGCAGGUCAUCUGGCCUUCAGUUGCCCCACAGAGCCUGGCGCUAUGGUCAAGCCUUUACAUGAGAUGGACGUUGAGUGAUACAGUGACCAGUAUACCCACACAGGUCAUCAGAGAUAUUAAACAGAGUGAUAAAGAACUCAGGUUAAAGGUCAACGAACUAAGGAGGCAAUUGGCAGAUCUUCAAAAGGAAGCCUUAGAGAAAGGGUUGAUCAGCGAUUGAAUGCCAGCCAAUUACUCUACAUUCCUUUGUUUUCUCUCUCAUGAGGACUGUAGUUAAGAUCAGUCCAUUGUGAUGUCACAAAAGAAGUGGACUUGUCUAUUUUCUCAUGGGCAAUUCUUUUGAAGUAUGUACAUCCAACCCGCUAUAUGCAGGACGUUCUUUAAUUGAUACAUCCUCCUUUGUGCUUCAUAUGAACAGGGCCCUGUCCCACAAAGAAUGACGUAGAUCCAAUCAACGACAACUUUGGAAAGCCAGCAUCUGCAACAUUUAAGAUACAUAUUUCAUUAAAAAAUAUUUCCUAGAUAUACUGUAUAUUCAUACAUUCAUAGUGUUCUUGAAAAUUAAUUUUGCUUCUCUUUGCUUACAAAGGACAUUGUGCAAUUUUCCUGAAGAGGAAAUUAUGACGUUGAUGGAUUUCCAUAUACGUGAGGUUGAUCGGAUCAAUAGGAACUCUUUGUAGACAGGGUCCAGGGCCUCCGUCUUACAAAGAGUUACGAUUGAUCCAGUCAAUUGUAACUCUAUGGAAAUCCAUCAGUGUCAUAAUUUUUUUCUACGAAAAGUUUGCACAAUGUUCAAUGUAUGCAAAGAGAAGCGCAGUGAAUUUUCAAGAAAACUAUGAAUGCAUAAAUAUACAUCAUAGCGAGAAAAUGCUUUGAGCAAACGUGUAAAAUAGAUGUUGACGUUGCCGGCCGUCCAUAGUUGCAAUUGAUCGGAUCAAUCGUAACUCUUUGUAAGACAGGUGUAAUGUUCUCAUUAUGGCUUUAGUAGGUCAUGUAGAGAGGUAAAAAUAGAGAAAAUUGUGGGUCAGGCGAACAAAUAAGUUAAUGAUUUUUGGGAGAUUUUCCGCAUGAUAAUUGGCAAGGUGAAGAUUCCCUUCACCAGAUGGUGGUCAAUGAACAUCUGGGUCCCUUAACACAAAGGUUAGUUAUUAAUCGUACGCUUGAUUUUCACGACUGAUUGUAAAUUGUAGUCAAUACAGUCAAUCGUAGAACAUUUUUGUACGAUCAUUGCUAAGCUUUGUGUUAAGGGCCCCAGGGGUGUGUUUCAUGAAGCAUCUUGUCAGUGAUUUUGACUGGCAGUGUUGCUCUGAGCCAAUCGGAUGCAAGGAUUUCAGUAGCUUGUAACAAUGGUCAGUUAAAAUCGAUGAUUAUUUGUUUCAUUUAAUGCCACCUUUUUAGGUUAAGGCUUAUGACAUUCUGAACCGUAGAUAACGGCUUCAGCACAUGAACAAAAAAAUCAGAUACUUGAACCAUGUUAUGUAAAUGCAUUGAAUGCUGAAUUCUAUAAUUACCUCCCGGUACCAGUAGGCAAUGGGGUUAGACAGUUUGACUUGAAUUCUCAAAGGUGGUUCUCUCGCCAUUGUUUGGUUUCUUUGGAAACCUCAAUGAAUUCUAGCUAAAAAUCAGGUACAUAAUGCAAUUCAUCAUCAUUGUCAUAUGCAGUAACACCUGCAUAAUUCGUAUCUCUUGGUAUUAUACUCUAAAUCUCGUCAACUAUGAUGAAAUUCAACUCAAAACAUGAUGUAAAUAAAUAUUAUAUGGUAUUAUACUCUAAAUCUCGUCCACUUUGAUGAAAUUCAACUCAAAACAUGAUGUAAAUAAAUAAUAUAUUUAUGCCUAGACUGCAUUAUUUGAGGUCCAAUAAGGCACACUGUAAUGUACAUAACAAGUUAGAUUAUCUGUCGUGGUGUUCUAAACAGAAUGGAACUUUUAAAUGGGAAUCCCCUUCUAUUAGUUGUACAGUAAGCUUCACAAAUAAGAUUUCUGCUGUUCAGUGUCUUUAUUAUGCAUUACAAGAUGUGGAAGUGCUUUUUGUGUUAGAGGCUAUGAAGCAAGCAUUAUAGUGUGCUAGAUGUUAUACUUGUUCUGUCUUUGAUUUCAUCGAACCAUGCCCUUCCUUUUAAUACUUCUCUAUAUUAGCCUAUAUGAACAUUUAAUACUAUAAGCAAUUUAAUUUCAAUUAAAUAUCAAUUUAUAUCAUUCAAAAGUAAAAACAAUUUUGAGGUAAAAAUAUAUAUAAAAUAAGAUAGAAUGUGGAGACAGCUUGGACGAACAUUAACCCUUUGCGCGCUGAUGUUGCAAUUUUCCAUAUUCGUACAAUUAAUUCAACAAUUGUAAUAAUUAGUUUUCUCCCUUACCUUCAAAUUAGAUAAGCUAAUAAAAAGCAAUAGUUAUUGGAUGACAUCUACAUGUAUAUAAUAAUAAUAAGUAUCAAUUGUGCAAUAUGGAUAUAUUGAAUGGAAACAAUUGUCAUUAUUAUCCCCCAAAAUUAAUUCAGUGUGCAAAGAGUUAAAGUCUUGUGAAAUGCGUCCACCAGUGUAUCACAUUGGUUUCAAUAGUACAAUUUUUACCUCUGGCCCAGUGGAUUAUUCCCCAGACUUUGGAAUAGAGUGCCAUAGGUUCAAUAUCCAUCAAUGGUAUAAUUUCCUUCAGCAACAUAUUGAUCCACAUUGUGCUGCUCUCAACCCAGGUGAGAUAGAUAUUACCUACUAGGAUUUAAUUGUGACCUGCCACCCCAAAAUCAACAAUAAGUCGAUCAAAAUGAAUAUUGAGAUUGUUAUGUAGCUUGAAAAUUCAUUUCCUAAGCUUUAAAAUGAUAUAUAAUAUGUUAACCCUAAAUCUCCCGGGUUAUUUUGAUUCUUGUCAUUCCGGGGGGGGGGGCAUUAUGGCCCCCCUUAAGAUCUCGGCCGCCGAUCACGCGAGCGAUGCAAAAAUUUGCACGCUGGUAGUGUGUGAUGUAAUCUACAAGGCUGUAUGGUAAAAGUUUCCAAAAUAAUGAGAUAUUAUUUUAUAUGAAUUAAUUAUGCUAAUUUAUGCAUAAAUCAUACUUUUUGCUCUAAUUCACUAAAUUAAGCUCCUAGAAUGCUAAUUUUUGGUAAAAAUAUUCUGUUGCAUUCUUAACAAUCGCAAUUAAAAAAAACCUCGGUUUUGAAAUCAAUUUCUUAUGUAUUUUAUUGUUUUAUGAAUUUAUUAUGUAUUUCUAUGUUUUUUUACUUUUUGUUUUUUAUUGUUUUUUCAAUGGAAAUCGUUCCAGACUUAAUUCUGAUCAUAAACAAGGCAAAAUUAAUUAGGUUUAAUCAGUAAAAGUAGAAAUAAUGAUACAUUUAUGAAUUUUGGAUAAAUACACAAUGUGCAUUGGAUUUGUACAUGAAAUCAUGUUUAUGAACAAUUUUGGGUCUGACAUGCACUUACAUAAUGUUGCAUAAUGUCGUAACCGCGUACCCGGGCAUCCCAAAUUUGGUCUCAAAAUUUGCGCGAGACUUGAAAGUAAAAAGUCAGUGAGCGGUGAGAUCAAAAGAUUUUGCGCAGCAGAUAUAUCGCGAAAAUUGUCGAGGGGGG